UUUUUUCGUUUCUUCUCAAAAAUUUUCGUCUUUUCUCUCAGGCCAUGAUCUUAGAUGGUUUCUACUUGCAGAAAGAAGUUUUUGUGGUUGUUUGGAUUGACUUCUUUCAUCCAAAGGUGUUUGGUUUUCAUUUAUUAUUAUUAUGGGGAUGCUGAAUAAUUUGGUUAAAAUUUGAAGAAAUUCGCCAACUUAUGAUCUUUGAUGCAGUAGGGGAAGUUUUAGAUUGGCACUGAAAGAUGCAGAUAAGGUGUUCGAUGAUAUAUAUGCUGGAGUAGUGGAAACAAAGCAGAUGCGGGGUGGAUAUAGCGUUUGAUCCAAAGUUUGAGAUCCAUGCAUAUUCAUUAGAACAUCAAGUUUAAUAGACUAAUUGACGAGGUGUGAUCCUAAAAUAAAUUUGUUCUGUAAGGAUUCACGUCUGUUAACCUGAUACUAACAACUAGGGUAAUCCCUUUCCCUCGUUGACUUGUUCAUGAUUAUGUGGACAUUUAUUUGCUAAAGGAAUGUUGAUAUCUUUAGCCAGAUCCUUUUGGAUUCCGUAAGCCAGCUCAUUUAUGGUUCAAUUCCUGCGAACACGGAUCAAAGCUUAACGGAUAAAGCCCGACCCGACCCGUUAUCAAACCCAAAACAACUACUUUUCUUUGACCAUUCAAGCAAUAGCGUUUCUAACUACUAAGACCGGGUGGACGCGGGUUGAAAAGAAGCAGACAGCGACCCCACGUGAUGAAAGUUGGUGAUCAUUAAACUUAAAACGUGUUGUUUUGUGUUAACGCCACGCUUGACCAAUUCCAAAAUCUAACCCCCAAUUCUCCACAUUGACCACGUGCUUCAAAAACAAGCGGGCAGUCCCACUGUCCAAAAUCUAGUCCUUUUGUCCUAAAUUAUAUAUUAGCAAAGGCAUCAGAAUCCUAAUAAUCAUAAACCGAUCGCUACCAAAAAUGGACCUCUUCUCUCCUUCCUCCUCCCCUCCUCAACAAGAGCUGUGCCCGUGGGACUUCUCACCGGAGCUCUUGGAUUUCAUCGGUGCCAGCUCCGGCGUUCUUUCUCCUCUGUCAGGGUACUCCGGCAUUCUUUCUCCUCUGUCAGAGCAACCGUCUGCUGUGCCUCGUAGCGCAUUUGUGAGCUACACCAGACCGGAGUUUCAUGAUUCGUCAGACUUCUUGAGCUCACAGGCAAAUAAGAAAAAGAACAUUCAUCUUAGAAUGAUUGAUCUCUUACGAAGAAUUCCAAGAGAUCGACUGGAAGCUAGGACUGGUGAGUAUAGCCCAGGGUUUCGACAUAUGAUGAGAGAGAGGCAGAGGAGAGAGAGGUUGAGCCAGAGCUAUGCUGAUUUGCAUUCCAUGCUUCCCUAUAGAUCAAAGGGUGAUAAGAACUCGAUAGUACAGUCGGCAGCUCUUUAUGUUAAAGAGCUCAAAGGAGUGAAGGAGGAGCUAUUAAAGCGCAAUGAGGAGCUCAGGAUCAAAAGUGUGGAAAAUUCAAGUUUAGGAGGGGAAAAGAUCAAGAUUAGACUGGAUCCAGCGUCUACCCUUGAUUCCAUGAUUGGUGCUCUUCAAUGCUUGAAGUCCAUGGAUGCUAAGGCUAGAGCUAUUCAAACCGAGUUUUCUGGCAAUGAGUUGAUGGCCAUCAUCAACAUUGAGAGCAAGGUUGGGGCAAAUGAGCUGGAAAGAGCUUUGAUGGAAACUUGCCGAUAGAAAAAAAGUUAAUUACAUAUUUCUGUUUCCCGGAAGCAGCUAAUUUGGCACGUGGAUAAUGCUUAAUUUUGGGUCCUAAUCAAGUGAUUAAUUUUAUUUUCCAACUAGCAUGUUCUCAAUUUUCCCUCUCUUUUUUCCCCUCUUCCUGACAAGGGUUGUUGAAUGCUGACUUAUCAUGGGCCCCUCAUCUUUUCUUUCUUAUUUUUUAGCCAAGGGAAAAAAUAAGGAUAAUCAAAUGCUGACGUUAUGAUUUGGUGGCUCCUAUUGUCAUCUCAAAUGUGUACUUGAAAUUUACUUUUCCUUGUAUCAAUUCGAAGCUUAUGAAAACUAUGGCAGGUUGCAACUUCA
Molecule: messenger RNA, 2036 nt
Organism: Asparagus officinalis (garden asparagus)
Lineage: Eukaryota; Viridiplantae; Streptophyta; Magnoliopsida; Asparagales; Asparagaceae
Product: transcription factor BHLH148-like
Exons: 5
Coding region: 936-1688 (250 amino acids)
Molecular function (GO): protein dimerization activity
Source: RefSeq, a predicted model, not a curated record